Molecule: messenger RNA, 1998 nt
Organism: Postia placenta MAD-698-R-SB12
Lineage: Eukaryota; Fungi; Basidiomycota; Agaricomycetes; Polyporales; Adustoporiaceae
Exons: 17
Coding region: 1-1998 (665 amino acids)
Source: RefSeq, a predicted model, not a curated record
AUGUUCUCCUCGAGAAUUCGCUCUCUGGAAGGCCUUCUGAACGCCUACGCCGGCGUUAUCUGCGUAUUCAUCCUUGAGAAGUGUGAACGCUCGCCUGUCAUGUGUUUUACCACAUGUGUUUACGAACAAAAAGCGCGCAACCCCGAUGCCGUCACGUCCAUGGCGGACACGCCUGGCUCCAUCGCGCUCGAAAUGAUCCACGCCCACGACGUCUCCACUUCAGCAUGGGGGACUGAGCUCUCAGCUGAUGCAUGUCCAUCUGAGAUUCAGAGCGCUCGCGAUGCUGUGCCAUCCUCUGCGAGUCACUAUCCGUUCCACUUGGCCAGACACGCAGAAGGCUCCGCUGACAUCGGAACGGCUUCCUUGUUCGCAUAUGAUGUAACUGUCCAUCUCCGAGGAAUCGACAAGCGGAGACAUCUCGCCUCAAUGGUUGACUUCGCUUCAAGAAGCGAAGAGGAUACAGACAAAGACGAGCUAGGCGAAGGGAGGAAUGAUGCAACAAAAAUGGCAGCAGCCUUCUUCCCUGCGCUCGAUGACCGUGCCGCUCACGAGCUGAACAAUUAUAAGGUCCAGCCGACCUUGGGUACGCUCGCCGCGCAGGAGGGUAUAUUUAGAAACGUCCGAUUGACGGCUCACUUUCACCUCCUCGCGCGUUCACCUGGGCAGAAGCCUAGAACAGAGUGGACAACACGCGAAGCAGAAGAACGAGCGGCGAGAGUUCCAUCUGUUGCAACAACGGUGCGAACGGCGCGGGGUGCGUUUGUCCACGGGCGUAGCGAUGCCCGUAAGGGAAAAUCGCGUGUGGUACAUACAUCGCGCGCGGUCGUUAUAUACUACGAUAGGGGCCUCCGGCCCCCGGCUACUCGCGCGCCCGAGCUUGCGAGCUCGUUUCUGAACGCGUGCUUAAACAUCAUCGGCAACACAUCUGCGGGCAAUAACAAGUCGAUGUUUGAGGACACCAUGGUAUUGUCCCCCUUGUCGAGCAUGCUGGCGUCCACGGCGAUAUUCACACCGGCGAAGCGGCCUGCGGCCUCGCGGGUGCGAACGAGGAAAUGGGAGAUCAUGACGCACAACAAUUGGGAGAUCAUGGCGCACAACAAAUGGGAGAUCAUGGCGCACGACUUUUCAAGCGCGACAAUUCACGUCCAGCGUGCCACUAAACAUGAGCAAGAUGGGAUAAUCGAGGGGUGGCAGGAUACACAGAGCAGAGCGUUCUGGGAGAUUCUAAGGACAAGGACAUGGCUCGUGUUGGCUGUUGACUUUGCUACUUCGCAUCCCGUACCACACGUCCCAUCUCGCUCGGGUAUCCUCUCGGGCGAGCGCCAGUGGGCCAACGCACGUGAGAACCGGCGACCGUCGCCGAUUAGUCAGGCUCUGUUUGUGUUCCAAAAUGCGGUAGAUGAAAUGACCGGAUUGUGUAAUCGGGUGACAUUAUCUAUUUUCGCGUUGACUUUGGGACAAUCCUGUCUUGAGUUAGAAUAUAACGGAGAGCACUCUAUGACGGGUGGAGAUGAUGAAUGGCGCGGGGAGGUCACUAGUACAGACAUUCCGUCUACCGCAAGCGCGGAAGUUAGGCUUCUACUGUCGAAGGCCAUCAUCCGCGCGCCGCUGCCCAUGCCUAGCACGCGGCCGGGCGCACACAUUGGUGCGGAUAAGGCCCCGAGCAUGGUGCUGCUCGAGAUGUUCUGGCUUGUCGCGGAGGUGUUUGGGGAGGUGCAGAUAGUCUCGGUCGUGAUGAUGAAUGUCGUCGACAAGACCACCACCACCGCUAUCCUCGGCCUGAACACGUCCAGGGCGCCAAGGCAGUCCGGCGAGCGCAACAUGAGCGUGCCCACCACUGGGAACCGACGCGCCGCUGUCGAGCGUAUUCGACCAGACGGACAGCAUCACUAUGCUCAAGAAGACGACUCACUUGUUCAAGGUACGUCUCCGCAGGUGUUCGUAUUGCUCGCAGAUGUGUCCCAGUUAGAAGACCCAGGCGAUGCGGCCGUCCGCUAA